This is a messenger RNA of Sitodiplosis mosellana (orange wheat blossom midge), 986 nucleotides long. Its product is annotated as 3-hydroxyacyl-CoA dehydrogenase type-2-like. The transcript has 3 exons. NCBI's taxonomy places the organism in Eukaryota, Metazoa, Arthropoda, Insecta, Diptera, Cecidomyiidae. Gene Ontology annotation, molecular function: estradiol 17-beta-dehydrogenase [NAD(P)+] activity. The record is from RefSeq and is a predicted model, not a curated record. The coding region runs from base 142 to 912 and encodes 256 amino acids. Gene Ontology annotation, biological process: fatty acid metabolic process; estrogen metabolic process; androgen metabolic process. Gene Ontology annotation, cellular component: mitochondrion.
GUGCUGUCAAAUGCCGAUACUAACCUAACCUAGUUGAAACAGACGAAUUCGAUCAGACGAAGUAUUUUGAGCAUUUAUGGAAUUAUUUUGGCAUUUAAAAAAUAGAAAUAAAUUUCAAUAAAAAAUAAAUACAGUUUAAUAAUGUUUAAGAAUUUGGUGACUUUAGUGACUGGUGGUGCGUCUGGACUUGGUCGUGCUACAGCCAAUCGAUUCGCGUUGAAAGGCUCUCAAGUGGUAUUUUGUGACCUGCCAACAUCCAAUGGCCAGGAGAUAGUCAAAGAAAUCGGAGAGAAUGUACAUUACAUACCAGCCGAUGUGACGUCCGAGACGGAUGUUCAAAAUCUCGUUGAAGAAAUAUCAAAGAAGUACGGCAAAUUGGAUAUUCUUGUGAACUGCGCUGGAUUGGCCGAUGCACAUGUUACAUACAAUUUCAGGGCAAAAACACCCAGGAAAUUAGAUGACUUUGAGAAAGUGUUGAAGACAAAUGUUUUGGGAACAUUCAAUGUGAUUCGACUAUCGGCUGGACUGAUUGGUAAAAAUGAGCCCGAUGAAAAUGGCCUGCGAGGUGUCAUUGUGAAUACAUCGGGUACCGAAGCGUUCAGAGGAACUUUGGGUCAAACGGCACUUGCCGCAGCAUGCGGAGCCAUUCACAGUAUGACACGACCGUUGGCACUUGACCUGAGCGAUCAAGGAAUUCGUGUUGUAUCGAUUGCACCUGGUUUUAUUAGGACACCAUUGCUUGACUAUAUCCCAAGCGAAACAACCGAAGCCAUUUCACAAGAGUGUAUCAUUUCACCGAAACGAUUCGGCGAUCCAGAUGAAUUCGCCCAUGUUGUACAAUCAAUUGUAACAAAUCCAUACAUAAACGCAACCACCAUUGAAGUGUCCGGCGGAAUUCAAAUGAAUCUGUAAAUUGAUUCAAUAGAUUGUAUGUGGGACGUUAGUCAUAGAAAAUAAAAUUUAAAAUCAAUUUGAUAAUAAAAAAA